GCACCCAUAAAACCAUCGCCGUGUUUAUGGGCCGGCGCCGCCCGCGGCACGGCAGGGCCCUAUAUAUAAGCGGUGCCCGAGGUCGGCCCCGACAGCCUGUGUGCUGCGUGAGGACGACGCUGGGUUUGCUGUGCUGUCGGUUCUGUCUGUGCUGUGAGAUGUCAUCCCCACACCCAGGGCCGCACGGAGGGCCGCCGCCGCCGCACGGAGGGCCCGGGCACGGAGGUCCACCGCACGGUCCUCCAGGACAUCAUCACCCACCCGGCCCCCACCUGCCGCGCCCCCAUCUGCACCUGCCGCGCCCCCAUCCGCCUCCGCCGGGCCCGCACCCGCACGGCCCCCCCCACUAGGCGCUGAGCCCCGUCGGCAGCCGUCCAUGGCACGAUUCUGUCUUCGUCCCUCGGCUGCCCGGUAGCCGCGCUGCCGCCGGGGUCUCCCACCCGCCCCGUGUGGCAGCACCUCUGCCGGAAACAGCAGCUCGGGCUCGGGUUGAGGUCGGCAAUAAAGAAGUCCUCUCGGUGGCUCUGUGGUCUUUGUGUGUGGCGAAGGGUCUCCGCGCCGUGCCGGCCGUGCGCACCGCAGGGCACUGCCGCUGCUCGUUCGGGCGCGAGGAGACGGACGGAGCGUCGGCGUUUCGGGGGCUGCCCCGGCACACGGGCAGCCCCUCCGCGAGGCUCCGCGAGGGCACGGCCCGCGACGGGCGCCGUCCCCUCGGUUACGCGCACGGAACGGAGCGGCCGCGCUGCCCCCGGGCUCUGCGGAGCCCCCGGCCCACGGGUGGGAUCGCCGUGCAGCGCCGCUGCUUGCUGCUCAAUGCCUCCGUGCGGGCGGAACUGCGGCACGGCCACGCACUGGCACCGCGCUGCUGAACGCCCGGGGUUUGGUUCCCCCCAACGGCGGCUUUCUCUGCAGCGGCUCCCAUGGCCGCCGUGGGUCGGCAGCGGGUCAGUGCAGGUCUGUGUGCCGCUGCGCACCGCUCAGCCCGUUGCCGGACGCCCCGGCCUCCCUUUGCCAUUGGCGCCGGGCGCUGCGGCACGGGUGAGGCUCCACGCCCACAGGCAUAAGAAGGCCGUCUGCCGCCGGGCUGCAGCCGCAGCGCUGGGCAUCGCCAAGGGAGGACUGUGCUGUGACCAUGUCUGAGCUGGAGAAGGCCAUGAUCGCCAUCAUUGAUGCUUUCCACCAGUACUCUGGGAAGGAAGGAGACAAGCAUAAGCUGAAGAAAUCGGAGCUGAAGGAGCUCAUUAAUAAUGAAUUAACUCAUUUCCUUGGUGAGAUCAAAGACCAAGAGACUGUGGACAAAGUCAUGGAGGCACUGGACAGUGAUGGGGAUGCAGAGUGCGACUUCCAGGAGUUUGUGGCCUUCAUCGCCAUGGUUACCUCUGCUUGCCAUGAGUUCUUUGAGCAUGAGUGAGCUGGUGAGAAGCAGUUGAGCAGCUCCCACUCACGCUGGAGAGAUGCAGAGCAGCACCACUCCUCUUGGGAAAAGACUGGAUGCACUUGGGAGCUCCGUGAAGUUAAGCUUGUGCUACUUAAGCAGCUUAUUAAACUCUGCAGCUUUGUGAGCUGAAAUGCCCAUGCAUCUUGGGAAAGCCUCUUGGACAGUGCCCACCUGGGAUGCUGUGUGUAUGAAUCCUCAUCGCAAGCUCACUCCCUGCUGCUGCAUGCAAGGGACAGGCAGGGGGCUGGAAGCAGGCGGCCGCUGCAACCCGAGGUUGCUGGCAAAGGGAGAAGGAAAAUUCAAGGGUUGAGGCAGGGAGUGAUGCAGAGAGGCUGGCUAGAGAAGCCUGGCUCUGAGCCCAUUGCGCUACACUGAAAGACUCCUGUGACCUCUGUGGGCUCUGACUGCCCUGUGCGUGCUACUAACCCUGGAGACUUAGCAGAGCCCAUGCAGUCCUUGCCUGCUCAAGACACUCCUGGCUUGAAAGGCAAAGCAUAACCAUGUAACAGCUCAGGCUUUUCUCCUGUCUAUGAAUCCUCCUGCUUGUAGCUGUCUGCAGAACUGGAAGUGAAAGCAUAGGAGGCUCCUGGGCUGGGCCAGAGGCAUGCAUUGGCAAGCUCUACAGGCUCAGCCAGAAGGAAGGGGAAAAUCCAUACGUGAUCAGCUGCAGCCUUCAGAGCAUGUGGAAACAAUGAGAAUAAAAUGUUGGUCUGGUCUUUGGGUCAUUAA
This is a messenger RNA of Tympanuchus pallidicinctus (lesser prairie-chicken), 2167 nucleotides long. It is a transcript of the gene S100B, whose product is annotated as S100 calcium binding protein B. The transcript has 5 exons. The record is from RefSeq and is a predicted model, not a curated record. Gene Ontology annotation, cellular component: cytoplasm; nucleus. The coding region runs from base 1133 to 1411 and encodes 92 amino acids. NCBI's taxonomy places the organism in Eukaryota, Metazoa, Chordata, Aves, Galliformes, Phasianidae. Gene Ontology annotation, biological process: positive regulation of cell population proliferation; positive regulation of canonical NF-kappaB signal transduction. Gene Ontology annotation, molecular function: calcium ion binding; S100 protein binding; zinc ion binding.